Molecule: messenger RNA, 2465 nt
Organism: Humulus lupulus (European hop)
Lineage: Eukaryota; Viridiplantae; Streptophyta; Magnoliopsida; Rosales; Cannabaceae
Exons: 2
Coding region: 588-2282 (564 amino acids)
Molecular function (GO): protein binding
Source: RefSeq, a predicted model, not a curated record
AAUCUAGAGAGACAUGGGAAGAGAGAGACUGACAUUUUCUUCCAUUUGGAGAGACAGUUUGAGGAUUUUUGAAAUACAAAUUUGAUUGUCUCGUUCGCUGCUUGCUCCUUAUGAGUCAGUUCUUUUGAAUUAGGAGUUCAAAUAAGUCAAGUGCCAUUUGGAGUUUUCAUAUCUACUUCCAUUUCCACACUCUCGUGUCAUUUUUUUAAAUUAGAAAUUAUUUUAGCUUCUGGGUACGCUCUGAUUCUGAAAAAUUCGCUUGAUGAAAGUGAUUGACAAUGGUUUUGUGAAGGUCCACAUCUUGUAUUUUCAUUGCUGGUUUUGGAAUCACUGGGGAGAUAUGAAAGUGGGUUUUGGAGUAAAGAGAGAGAGGAGAGAUGUUUUUUAGUUUUAAUAUUGCAUAGUUGAUACUUAAAGUGAGAGAAAGUGAGUGGAGGAGAGGUUUGAAGAUCAAGCUAUAGUGGAUUCUCGGGUUUGCUUUCUUCAAAGAGAAAAAGACAAGUUUCUGGUUUCUGAGUCUUAAAGUUUUUCAGUUUGGCGUACUUAGCUUUGGCUACCAAAUUUAAUCAAAGCCAAGAUAAAAAAUCAUGGUUGAAGAAAGUGAAAAUGAAGAAGUUUUGGUCGAUGAGACCUUGUCAACUGAAGACUGGCUGUCACGUGCGCAAGAGCUUAUCCCAGUUGCAAUGGCUAAGGCAAGAGAGGUUAAAGGAUUCCCUGGUAGAUGGAAGAUGAUAAUAUCAAAGCUUGAGCAGGUUCCUUCUCGUUUAUCAGACUUAUCAAGCCAUCCUUGCUUCUCAAAGAACACUCUUUGCAAGGAGCAAUUACAAGCUGUAUCAAGGACAUUGAAAGAUUUAAUUGGGUGUGCAGAGCUCUGCAUAUUGGAAAAAUAUGAGGGCAAGCUUCGGAUGCAGAGUGAUCUUGAUGCACUUUCUGGGAGGCUUGAUUUGAAUUUGCGAGAUUGUGGGCUUUUGAUCAAGACCGGGGUGCUUGGUGAGGCUACUCUGCCCUUUUCUGUGGCAUGUUCUUCAACUGACACAGAUGUUGCUGCUCAUGGCAACAUAAGAGAACUCUUUGCUCGGCUUCAGAUUGGGCAUUUGGAGGCGAAACAUAGAGCUCUAGACUGUCUUGUUGAAGUCAUGAAAGAGGAUGAGAAGAAUGUCUUGACUGUUUUAGGACGUAGCAAUAUUUGUGCUUUAGUCCAAUUGCUUACAGCAACUUCUCCUCGUAUACGGGAGAAGACUGUGACUGUGAUCUGCUCCCUUGCUGAGUCCGGAGGCUGUGAAAAUUGGCUUGUUUCUGAAGGUGUUCUACCUGCUCUCAUACGACUUGUGGAAUCUGGUAGCACGGUUGGAAAAGAGAAGGCUACAAUUUCACUUCAGAGAUUGUCAAUGUUGGCUGAAACUGCCCGUGAAAUUGUUGGCCAUGGAGGGGUUCGUCCACUGAUUGAGAUAUGUCGAACAGGGGACUCAGUUUCACAGGCUGCGGCUGCUUGCACUUUGAAGAAUAUAUCAGCUGUGCCAGAAAUUAGACACGCUCUAGCCGAAGAAGGGAUUAUAAGGGUCAUGAUCAAUCUCUUGGAUUGUGGAAUUCUGUUGGGAUCAAAGGAGUAUGCAGCUGAGUGCUUGCAGAAUCUCACUGCGAGCAAUGAGAACCUAAGGAGGUCUGUUAUCUCGGAAGGUGGAAUUCGGAGCUUGUUGGCAUACCUUGAUGGCCCUUUGCCACAAGAAUCAGCUGUUGGGGCAUUGAGAAAUUUAGUUGGCUCGGUUUCUAUAGAUGUAUUGGUUUCCCUUGGCUUCCUACCACGUCUAAUUCAUGUUCUGAGGUCUGGAUCACUUGGUGCGCAGCAGGCUGCUGCCUCUGCAAUCUGCCGGGUAUGCAGCUCGGCCUCUGCUGAGACAAAGAAGAUGGUAGGGGAGGCCGGUUGCAUUCCCCUGCUUGUCAAGAUGCUGGAGGCCAAAUCCAACAGUGCCCGUGAGGUUGCAGCACAGGCGAUUUCCAGCUUGGUGACGCUUUCACAGAAUUGCAGAGAAGUGAAGAAAGAUGACAAGAGUGUUCCUAAUCUGGUUCAGUUGCUUGACCCAAGUCCUCAAAACACAGCAAAGAAAUAUGCUGUGUUUUGCUUGGGAUCUCUUUCUUCAAGCAAGAAAUGCAAGAAGCUGAUGAUUUCUUAUGGGGCCAUUGGGUAUUUGAAGAAGCUAAUUGAGAUGGAAAUUCCAGGGGCCAAGAAGCUGCUUGAACGGUUGGAAAGAGGUAGGUUGAGAAGUUUGUUCAUGAGGAAAUAGAAGAAAAAGUUGCAAAUAAAAUAUGUAUGUGAGUCUUGUAUAAUGAGAAAAAUGUAUUUUAAUUUUCAGCAUGUUAGCCGUUUCAUUGUCUAUAUGAAGCAAAGUAUCCAUGAAAUGGAACACUUAUCAAUCAAAUGUUCUGUUAGUUAUUUAUGAAAUGUAAAUCUCAAUAUGUUUCUCUCA